This is a messenger RNA of Drosophila miranda, 11019 nucleotides long. RefSeq names its product histone acetyltransferase p300 (gene nej). The transcript has 13 exons. Lineage: Eukaryota; Metazoa; Arthropoda; Insecta; Diptera; Drosophilidae. The record is from RefSeq and is a predicted model, not a curated record. Gene Ontology annotation, cellular component: transcription regulator complex; histone acetyltransferase complex. Bases 182 to 10303 code for a protein of 3373 amino acids. Gene Ontology annotation, biological process: positive regulation of transcription by RNA polymerase II. Gene Ontology annotation, molecular function: histone acetyltransferase activity; zinc ion binding; chromatin DNA binding.
UCAUACACUCGCACUCGACUCUCCGUAUAAUCAUUAAUUUUGUUAUUCAAUUUAAUUUCGAAUUAAAAUUAAAUUUAAAUUUGGAUUACAAUUUGGAUUUCAAUUUGUAUUUGGAUUUGUUGGAUAUCUUCGGUUCAAUCGAACUCUUCUGCAAAACUCUGCAGAACCCAAAGCGAUCUUCAUGAUGGCGGAUCAUUUGGACGAGCCGCCCACAAAGCGGGUUAAAAUGGAUCCAACGGAUAUCUCGUUGUUUCUGGAAGAGAAUCUGCCCGACGAGCUGGUGUCCUCAAACAGCGGCUGGUCGGAUCAGCUGAGUGGCGGCGGCGGCGGUGGCGCCUCGAAUGUUGGCGUCACAAACACAAACUCAACAGGCGGCGGCGGCGGACCCCAAGCCGUCGUCGGCGUCGGAGUCGGACCAAACAAACAGACAGGCCCUGGCCCUGGCUCUGGGCCAGGAGUCGGUCAGGUUGUCGUUACCUCACAAAUGAACGGAGCCGGCGGUGGCUCCCAGCAGCCUGGCAGCGGCGGCGACGACGGCAGCGGCAACAGCAGCAGCGGAGGCGGCGGCGGAGGAGCGGGCAACCAGCAGCAGCUCCGCCAAAUGCAGCAGCACCAGCAGCAGCUGCAGCACCUACUCCAGCAGCAGCAGCAACAGCAACAGCAGCAGCAGCAGCAGGGCCAGAAGGGGACCAUGGUGGUACCGGGGAUGAACCAAUUAGGCAGCAAAUCCCCAAAUCUGCAGUCGCCCAAUCAGAGCGUCAUGCAGCAGGUUGCCACACAGAUGGGCAUGGUAAAUUCGAUGCCCAUGUCGAUAUCGAAUAAUGGAAACAAUGGCAUGAAUGCCAUACCAGGAAUGAAUACAAUCGCCCAAGGGAAUCUGGGGAACAUGGUCCUCACCAACAGCGUCGGCGGCGGCGGCAUGGGUGGCAUGGUCAACCAGCUGAAGCAGCAGCAGCAGCAGCCAGGCGGUGGCAUGAUCAAUGCCGUUUCAGUGGCAGGCGGACCCGGAGGACCCGUGGGCGCUGGCAGCGGCUCAGUGGCACCCAACCAGCAGGGCAUGCACAUGCAAAACGGUCCGAUGAUGGGUCGCAUGGUCGGCCAGCAGCAUAUGCUGCGCGGUCCCCACAUAAUGGGCGCUGCCGGAGGUGGCAAUGGACCAGGCGGCCCAGGGAAUGGACCCGGCGGCGGAGGACCACGCAUGCAGAAUCCCAACAUGCAGAUGGGACAACUGAAUAGCAUGCCCUACGGCGUGGGCCAGUACGGAGGUCCGGGCGGCAACAAUUCCCAGCAGCAACAGCAACAGCAGCAGCAGCAGCAGCUGCUUGCCCAGCAGAUGGCACAACGGGGAGGAGUCGGUGUCAUGCCGCAGGGCAAUCGCCCCGUGGGCACUGUUGUCCCGAUGCCCAGUUUGGGCGGCGAUGGCACCGGCGGACCCACCGGACAGCUAGUGGGCGGCAAUCCCCAGCAGCAGCAGCAGAUGCUCGGACAGCAGCAGCAGCCGGGUGCCCUUGGACCUCGUCCCCCGCAGCCGAACCAAUUACUGGGCCAUCCGCAGCAGCAGCAGCAGCCAGGAACCUCACAGCAGCAGCAACAGCAGCAGGGAGUCCAGGGUGUCCAGGUGGGAGCAGCAGGCGGAGCGGUGACAGCAGCAGUCGGAGGAGGAGCGGGAAAUCCACAGGCGAACCGCCAGGAUGUCCCCGACGACCGCAAGCGACAGAUCCAGCAGCAGCUGAUGCUCCUGCUGCACGCGCACAAGUGCAACCGGCGGGAGACCCUUAAUCCGAACCGCGAGGUCUGCAACGUCAACUACUGCAAGGCGAUGAAGGCGGUACUGGCGCACAUGGGUACCUGCAAGCAGAGCAAGGACUGCACCAUGCAGCACUGUGCUUCCUCGCGCCAGAUCCUCCUGCAUUACAAGACCUGCAUCAACAGCACCUGCAUCAUCUGCUAUCCGUUCCGCCAGAAUCAUUCGGUGUUCCAGAACGCCAAUGUCGGAGGCGGCGGAGGAGCGGGAGGCGGUGGUGCGACCCCUGGCGGGGGCCCACCAGGCAGCGGAGGGGCCGGCGGUCUCCAACAACAGCAACAGAACCAACCUCUCACCGUGCUCGGUGGCGUCGGGGGAUCACUCGAUGGCAAGCAGCAGCAGCAGCAACAGGUAGGAGCCCCAGGAGGAGCCCAGAAUACGGGCCUCGUGAUGCCCCAGCAGCAGCAGCAGCAGCAGGGCGGUGCACCCAAAUCCAACGCCGAAAUGGCCCAACAACUCGCCCAGCAGCAGCAGCAGGUCCAGCAGCAACAGCAACAGCACCAACAGCAGCAGGAGCUGCGACGCUUCGAUGCCAUGGGCCAGGUGGGACUCUCUCCCGUGACGGCCGGCAAUAUGAUCGGCGGUGGCGCGGGUGUCGGAGCGGGCCAGCAGCAGCAGCAGGGGAUGCCUCCGAGCAUUCGAAUGCAGGGCAUCCCACCCACAGUGCGAGUCCUGGGACCCACGGGUCCCGGUUCCGGUUCCGUCCUGCCCAACGAUGUUAAUAGCCUCCAGCAGCAGCAGCAGCAGAUGCUCCAGGGCCAGUGCAAUGCCGCCAAUGCUGGCAAUCGGCGACGCGGCGGCCUCCCCAACAUGGUCGACCAGCAGCAACAGCAGCAGACGAAUCCCGCACAACAGCAGUUGGGAAACAUUCCCACGGCGCUGUCUGUGAGCGUCGGAGGCUUCGGCAGCGCCAACUUUGGCGGAGGAGCGGCAGACAAGCAGCAGCUGGUGGGGCAGGCGGAUCAGCUGUCGAAGCUGAAGGUGCCCCAAGUUCAUCCCCCAAGUGGCGCAGGACCUGGUGGUGCGACUGGCGUGACUGCCGGCGGCCAGGGAUCCAGUGUUCUGAUGCCCGCCGAUACGACGGGUGCCAGCGGGGGGAAUGCGAACGCGAAUCCCAAUCAGAAUGCGGCUGGAGGCGGAGGUGGUGCCGGAGGAGGCGGCGGGACAGGAGGAACGGGUUCCACAGGCAACGACAGCGAAAAGGACUGGCGGGAGUCGGUGACGGCGGAUCUGCGGAACCAUCUCGUCCACAAGCUCGUGCAGGCCAUCUUCCCCACCUCCGAUCCGACGACGAUGCAGGACAAGCGGAUGCACAACCUCGUCUCCUACGCGGAGAAGGUCGAGAAGGACAUGUACGAGAUGGCCAAGAGCCGCUCCGAAUACUAUCACCUGCUCGCUGAGAAGAUCUACAAGAUCCAGAAGGAGCUCGAGGAGAAGCGGCUAAAGCGCAAGGAGCAGCACCAGCAGAUGCUCAUGCAGCAGCAGGGCACGGGCCCCGUAUCCGGUUCGGGUCCCGUGGUCGUUCCCGGCGGCGGCCCCGUUGGAGUGCCAGGAGGCGUGGGCGGAGUACCCGGCUCCGUCUCCAAUCCUACGGUGGGCGGUGGCCUGCAGGGCGUCGUGGGGCCGCAACAACAGCAGCAACAGACCCAGCAGCAGCAAUCCGUUGGCGGAGUCCGUCCCAUCAUCAGUCCAAUGGGGGGCGUGAUGCAGCCACAGCAGCUCCGUCCCCAGGGUCCUGGCGGCAUGGUCGUCGGUCAGCAGCAGCAGCAGCCAGUGGGUGGCGGCCCCGUGGGUGUCGCAGGACUGGCAGGAGCACUCGGUGUUGGCGUUGGAGUCGGCGUUGGAGGCCAGGCGAAUAUGGUGACGAUGCGUAGCCACUCGCCCGGCGGCAACAUGCUCACGUUGCAACAGCAGCAGCGCAUGCAAUUCCCGCAACAGCAGCAACAGCAGCAGGCUGGCAACAUGCUGGUGGGUCCUCCGGGACCCAGUCCCGGCGGCAUGGUAGUCAAUCCCGUGCUCUCCCCCUUCCAGACGGCCGCUGGAGCGGCCAAUGUCCUCACCAGUCCAGUGCCUGGCCAACAGCAGCAGCAGCAACAACAGCAACAGCAGCAGCAGCAGCAGCAGCAGUUCAUAAACGCAAAUGGCGGCACCGUAGCGAGCAGCAAUCCGCAGCUGAGCGAAAUGAUGAAGCAGCGACACCUCCACCAGCAGGCGGCGGCGGCAGCGGGCAUGCUCAUGCCCCAGUCACCCUUCAGCAAUGCCACGGCCAUUCAACAGCAGCAGCAGCAGCCGAACAGCAACAGCUUCAACUCUACUAUGCAGCAGCAGCAGCAACAGCAGCAGAAGCCGCCUGGAAGUGUCCUCAACAACAUGCCACCGACACCCACGAGCCUUGAUUCAGCCUUGAGUGCAGGAGGGGCAGGAUCUGGUGCGGCGGGUAGUGGAGGUGCGAAUGGAGGAGGAGGAUCAGCAGGAGGUGUACCCUCGAGUGCGGGUGGAAUGACGGUUUCAGCGCCCAGUCCCUCCCCCGGCGGCGGCGGUGGAGGAUUCAUCUCCAAUGGUCCCGUCGGCACUCCCUCCAACAGCAGCAACACCAACACCAACAGCAACACCAACAACAACAGCAGCAGCAACAGCAUCAUCAAUCCCCCGUCGGUGAACAGCCUCAUGCAGCCAAUGAGCAAUCGAGCCAACACUCCACCCUACGUGCCGGCCUCCCCCGUGCCGGCGACCAGUGCCACCGGCCUGGCGACUAACAGUGCCCCCACCUCGGCGGCAGCAACGUGCGCCAGCAACAGCAAUAGCAAUAGCAACGGCAGCAACGGGAGCAACAGCAACGGCAGCAACAGCAACGGAAGCAACUGCGGCAGCGGGAGCGGCAGUGGCAGUGGCAGUGGGAGCGGCAGUGUGGGAGGAGUUGGAGGCGUUAUGGCCACCACAACGACCACGACGACGUCGGCAACGACGCCGCUCAGCUGCAAUUCCUCCUCGUCGGCGACGGCAACGAUUGCAUCGAGCGGACCGGGCAGCGGAGGCUCUCUUUCGGCGCCGAACAGCAAUCCCCACAUGCUGGCAACGACCUCCUCCGGUGGCAAUGGUAGUGGCUGCAGCAACCAGCAGCAGCAGCAGUCACAGCCGAGCCGCAUGAUGAGCAGCUCGAGCAGCCUAUCCUCCCAAAUGGCCGCCCUGGAGGCAGCGGCGCGUGAUAACGACGACGACACCCCAUCACCCACGAACGACACAAACGGCAGCGGGGGCGGCGGCAAGGCUUCGAAGGGGAAGCUGGACUCGAUCAAGCAGGAGGACGAGAUCAAGAAGGAGUUCAUGGAUGACAGCUGCGGCGGCAACAACGACAGCUCCCAGAUGGACUGCUCCACGGGCGGCAAGGGCAAGAAUGUCAACAACGACGGCACCAGCAUGAUCAAAAUGGAGAUCAAAUCGGAGGACGCCGACGGCGAUGGCAAUGUCAAGAUCAAGACCGAGCCCAUGGAUGUCGACGAGAGUGCCUCAUCGGCCACACACGAAGGCGGCGGCGGUGGCGGCAAGGAUGAUAUCAACGGGGCCCACGAUGGCAUCUCCGGAGCGGGGGGCAUGGACAUCAAGACCAAGAUCGAGCCAAAGCCCCUGGUCCCAGAGCCACUGGCCCUGCAGGCUGGCGACAAGAAGAAGAAAUGCCAAUUCAAUCCGGAGGAGCUGCGCACCGCAUUGCUGCCAACGUUGGAGAAAUUGCUGCGCCAGGAGCCGGAAUCGGUGCCGUUUCGGUAUCCGGUGGAUCCGCAGGCGCUGGGCAUACCUGACUACUUUGAGAUCGUUAAGAAGCCGAUGGAUCUGGGCACGAUACGGAACAACAUCCAGAACGGCAAGUACAGCGAUCCCUGGGAGUACGUGGACGAUGUUUGGCUGAUGUUCGACAAUGCGUGGCUCUACAAUCGAAAGACCUCACGCGUCUACCGCUACUGUACCAAGCUUUCGGAGGUGUUCGAGGCAGAGAUCGAUCCAGUGAUGCAAGCCCUGGGCUACUGUUGCGGCAGGAAAUACACCUUCAAUCCCCAAGUGCUGUGCUGCUAUGGCAAGCAGCUGUGCACGAUACCGCGCGACGCUAAGUACUAUAGCUACCAGAACAGUCUAAAGGAAUACGGUGUCGCCUCAAAUAGAUACACCUUCUGCCAAAAGUGCUUUAAUGACAUCCAGGGAGACACGGUCACACUGGGUGACGAUCCGUUGCAGUCACAAACACAAAUCAAAAAGGACCAAUUCAAGGAGAUGAAGAACGAUCACCUGGAGCUGGAGCCUUUUGUGAACUGCCAGGAAUGCGGCCGCAAGCAGCAUCAGAUCUGCGUCCUCUGGCUGGACUCCAUCUGGCCGGGCGGCUUUGUCUGCGACAAUUGCCUCAAGAAGAAGAACUCGAAGCGGAAGGAGAACAAAUUCAAUGCCAAGCGCCUGCCCACCACCAAGCUCGGCGUCUACAUCGAGACGCGCGUAAAUAACUUCCUCAAGAAGAAGGAGGCGGGAGCGGGCGAGGUGCACAUACGCGUAGUCAGCUCCUCGGAGAAGUGCGUCGAGGUGAAGCCGGGAAUGCGGCGACGCUUUGUCGAGAGCGGGGACAUGAUGAACGAGUUCCCGUACCGGGCGAAGGCCCUGUUCGCCUUCGAGGAGGUGGACGGCAUCGAUGUCUGCUUCUUUGGCAUGCACGUGCAGGAGUACGGAUCCGAGUGUCCGGCGCCCAACACACGACGCGUCUACAUUGCCUACCUCGAUUCGGUGCACUUCUUCCGGCCGCGCCAAUACCGUACCGCGGUCUACCACGAGAUCCUGCUCGGGUACAUGGACUAUGUGAAGCAGCUGGGCUACACGAUGGCCCACAUUUGGGCGUGUCCGCCAUCGGAGGGGGACGACUACAUCUUUCACUGCCAUCCGACGGACCAGAAGAUACCGAAGCCGAAGCGCCUGCAGGAGUGGUACAAGAAGAUGCUGGACAAGGGCAUGAUCGAGCGCAUCAUCCAGGACUACAAGGACAUACUCAAGCAGGCGAUGGAGGACAAGCUGGGCUCUGCCGCCGAGCUGCCCUACUUCGAGGGCGAUUUCUGGCCAAAUGUCCUUGAAGAGAGCAUCAAGGAGCUCGACCAAGAGGAGGAGGAGAAGCGCAAACAGGCAGAGGCAGCCGAGGCAGCUGCAGCGGCGAAUGUAAGCCGAUAUUCCGAGCUCUUCUCCAUCGAGGACAACGAGGUGAGUGGCGAUGGCAAGAAGAAGGGCCAGAAGAAGGCCAAGAAGUCCAACAAGUCAAAGGCCGCCCAGCGGAAGAACAGCAAGAAGUCCAACGAGCAUCAGUCGGGGAAUGAUCUCUCCGCGAAGAUCUAUGCCACGAUGGAGAAGCACAAGGAAGUCUUUUUCGUGAUACGCCUGCACUCGGCACAGUCUGCUGCCAGUUUAGCGCCCAUUCAAGACCCCGAUCCUUUGCUAACCUGCGAUCUGAUGGACGGCCGCGAUGCAUUCCUCACGCUGGCCCGCGACAAGCACUUUGAGUUCUCGUCGCUGCGGCGCGCCCAAUUCUCGACGCUCUCAAUGCUGUACGAGCUGCACAAUCAGGGCCAGGACAAGUUCGUGUACACGUGCAACAAUUGCAAGACGGCCGUUGAGACGCGCUAUCAUUGCACCGUCUGUGAUGACUUUGAUCUGUGCAUUGUGUGCAAAGAGAAGGUCGGACAUCCCCAUAAAAUGGAGAAGCUCGGCUUCGACAUUGACGACGGCUGUGCACCGGCGGACCACAAGCAGGCCAAUCCCCAGGAGGCCCGCAAACAGUCCAUCCAGCGGUGCAUCCAGUCCCUGGUGCACGCCUGCCAGUGCCGCGACGCCAACUGUCGCCUGCCCUCGUGCCAGAAGAUGCAGCGCGUCGUCCAGCACACAAAGAACUGCAAGCGAAAGACGAACGGCGGCUGCCCCAUCUGCAAGCAGCUAAUCGCCCUCUGCUGCUACCAUGCGAAGCACUGUCAGGAGCAGAAGUGUCCCGUGCCCUUCUGUCCGAACAUCAAGCACAAGCUGAAGCAGCAACAGCUCCAGCAGAAACUCCAACAGCAACAGCUACUGCGUCGGCGUGUGGCCCUCAUGUCGCGGACAGCCGCUCCUUCGGCACUGCCCGGACCGGCGGUUAGCGGGCCGACAGUCGUCGCUGGCGGUGUGCCCGUUGUGGGCAUGGCCAAUGUGAUGCCCGUCGGUCAGGCGGCCGUGCUGCUGCCAGGAGUGGGCGGACAUUCACCGUCUGCUGUGCCAGUGCCUUCGCCAGUGUCUGGCAGCGGAAUGGGUGGCAUGACCUCGCCGCAUCCCCAUCAGCCGGGCAUCGGCAUGAAGCCCGGAGGCGGGGGCGGACACCCGCCGUCGCCGAAUGUCCUGCAGGUGGUGAAGCAGGUGCAGGAGGAGGCCGCUCGCCAGCAAGUGCCGCAUGGCGGUGGCUUUGGGAAAGGCGUCCCAAUGGCCCCGCCCGUCAUGAACCGUGCUCUGGUCGGAGGAGUCGGAGGCGUCGGAGGCGUCGGAGGCGUCGGAGGCGUACCCAACCAGAAUGUGAAUCAGCUGGGAGUGGGUAUGGUCGGUGGAGUGGGCGUUGGAGUUGGAGGUGUUAGUGUCGGUGUCGGAGGCGUCGGAGUGAAUCUGAAUCAGCUGGGACCUGGCAUCGGCGGCGGUGGCAAUCCCUCGGGCGGCCCCUUGCCCGGUGCCGGCAACUGCGGCAAUGUCUUGAAUGCCAACAACCUGCUUUCCAUGGACCAGUGGGGCGCCGGCGGUGGAGGUGCGGGUGUGCCCCAGCCGCGGUACGUGAACAACGCCACGGGAAUGCGCCAGCCGAACCAAAUGAUGCAGCAGCAGCAGAACGUCCUCCAGCAGCAGCAACAGCAGCAACAACAACAACAGCAGCAGCAGCAGCAGAUGAUGCUGACCAACCCGAUGGGCGGAGGAGGGGUCGGCGGCGGCGGCCAGAUGCCCGUCGGCGGACAGCAUGGCAUGGGUAUGGGCGGAAUGGGUACGCCAAUGGGAGCGGCCGGUGCCGGAGGCGUGCGUCCACCGCCCGGAGGAGGCGGUGGCCAGGCAGCCGGAAGUUUGAACACGCACCAGCUGGCCCAGAUCAUGCAAAAGAUAAAGAACAACCCCACCAACGAGAGCAACCAGCACAUCCUCACCAUCCUCAAGCAGAAUCCCCAGAUCAUGGCUGCCAUCAUCAAGCAGCGCCAGCAGACACAGAUCAAUGCAGGCGCCGUAGGCGGUGGUGCACCCGGUGGUGGCCUCCAAGCGGGCAAUGGACCCCAGAAUCCCCAGCAGCAACAGCAGCAACAGCAGCAACAACAACAGCAGCAACAGCAACAACAGCAGGUUAUGCAACAGCAGCAGAUGCAGCACAUGAUGAACCAGCAGCAGCAGCAGCAGGCGGGCGGCCCCCAGCAGCAGCAGAUAAAUCCCAACCAGCAGCAGCAGCAAGUGAAUCUGAUGCAGCCGGGUGGACCGGGAGGCCCCCACCAGCGGAUGCCCAAUAUGCAGCAGCAGAACUCUGCCCAAAUGAUGCUCCAGAACCUGCCACCGGGCGUCACCUCUCAGGGAGGAAUGGUGCCGAACCAGAACUGGAACAAGAUGCGCUACGUGCCAAUGAACCAAUACCCGCCUCCGUAUUCGCAAAGGCAGCGCGGCCCGCACAUGGGCGGAGCGGUGGGCCAGCAGCAGCAGCAGUUCCCGGGCGGCGGCGGAGCGGGCAACUUUAAUGCUGGCGGCGGGGCAGGAGCCGUGGGAGUGCCUGGCGGUGUGGCUGGGGGCGGCGGCGGAGGCUCAGGUGGCCCCGGAGCGGAUCAGUACUCCAUGGCAAAUGCGGCUGUGGUGGCGGCAGCGUCCAACAUCCUGCAGCAGGGCCAAGGCGGAGCCGGUGUGGGUGUGGGAGUCGGAGUGGGAGUGGGCGUGAAGCCAGGGCCCGGCCAGCAUCAGCAGCAGCAGAUGGGCGUGUUGCCGCCGGGUAUGCAGCAACAGCAGCAACAACCCCUUCAGCAGCAGAUGAUGCAACAGGUGUCGAUGCCAAAUGCCCCGAAUGCCCAGCAGAAUCCCGCCGUUGUGGGUCCUGGAGGAGGUCCUGGCUCCCAGGUGAUGGGACCCCCCACGCCGCACUCCCUCCAACAGCAGCUAAUGCAGUCCGCGCGCUCCUCUCCGCCCAUCCGCUCGCCGCAGCCGACGCCUUCGCCCCGCUCAGCGCCGUCGCCACGCGCGGGGCCAUCCGCCUCGCCGCGGGCCCAACCCUCGCCCCAUCACGUCAUGAGCAGCCACUCGCCAGCACCUCAGGGCCCACACGACGGCAUGCACAACCACGGGAUGCACCACCAGUCACCGCUACCCGGUGUCCCCCAGGACGUUGGCGUCGGUGUGGGCGUUGGCGUCGGUGUGGGCGUAAACGUUGGCAACUUAAAUGUCGGCAAUGCCGGCGGAGCCCUACCCGAUGCCUCUGAUCAGCUAACGAAAUUUGUGGAGCGGCUCUAGUGCAGCAGCAACAUUGGCCACUCCCUCCACAACCACAACAGCAGCAACCACAGUGGUGGCCACAUCAACAGCAGUAACAUCACGAACAUCGGCCAUGAUAUUGUCAACUAUCGCUACAACGGACAGUCGCCGCACUACUUCUGAUGGUAGCGACAGAGACAGCGAUUUGAGACAUCCAGCAGAGAAUCCAGCAGCGAAUGCAGCAGAGCCAGAGCCAGGGAUCACACUGUGUUAAUCGUAUUGUUAACUUCUUUCUUAAACUUUUACUUUUUUCUACUAUCACAAUUAUCAUGUACUUAUAAGAUUAAGAUGCGUCCCACAGCAACCAGCAGCAACCAGCAGCAGCCGGUAGCCGGUAGCCGGUAGCCAGUAGCAGUCCCUCGAUGUAUAUCAGGAAAGAGGAGAGUAGCCGGAGAGUAGAGAAGUGAUGGAGGAGUGUAGAGAGAGGGACAGGCGAUGCAGAUGCUCUUGCUCCUGCUGCUGUUGCCGCUGUUGGUGGAUGGUUGGGGAUUUUCGUACACCUCCACACGCUCCACACACACGGAUUAUUUGUAGGCUUAGGACAACAUUUGAACAAAUGAGGAAACGCAAAUGCAUUACAGUUAUGAUUAGAAAUUAUCGAUUAUUAAUUCGAUUACGAUCCCUUCAUUUUUUAUAUAGUGUAAUACGACUACGUUUAAAUAGAUCAUACAUACACGUUACUAUGGCAUUAUAAA